UUUCCAAGGUGUGCCCUAAUGAAUACAAUCCAGGUACUAAUGAGAUGCCAGGGGGAGAGGACGCGUGUAGGGACAAUUUUUGCGUCAAACGUUCCUCCAAUCAGGGAGGACCACCGUGAUACUCCCCCCCAGUCAUCUCUUUGCUUCUUUCCUCUCCUCAUCCAUCAACAUCAAUCUAUCUCAUCCCGUCUUCCACUUUCCCGGAGAAAAGGAAAAGAACUACCACUCUUCUCAUUAGGUCAGAAACGCAGUUCUUCUGUAGUCACACACCCAUAUUCAUUGCUUUGAAAAGUUUAUUGUUUCACUAUUGGGACAUUGUAGAGGGAUCCAGUUCGCUGGCGAUGGCAGCGGCGGCCCGCAGGCGCCAUGGCAACAUGCCCCAAAGGCGGGCGACUCUGUUGCCGCGGGGAUUCCAGCGCUCCAUGGCCAAACAGGUGACAUCGACAGCACCGGAGAGACAGCCCACUGGGACGACUGAGACUACUGGCCCAAACCUGGUAACCACAGCAGGGGCACCGAGGCAGACAACACAGCAGCCUGGCACUAUUCAGCCUUGUGGGAUAGAAAUGGGGCCAGGUUGGACAUUUAUCUGCAAAGCCAAGAUGUCCCCCUCAUCCCCUCAGCAGCGUCAAAAUCACCCUGACCCAACCAUCGCUCCUUUGACAGUCUGUCAGACAGAGCCCGACAUACAGAGUUCUCAUGUAUGGGUCCAUAGUGGGAAGAACAGAGAGGCUGAUGGGAAAGACAGAACCACAGCAGCUUCACUAGAGAGAAUCAGAAUCCAUCCAGAGUCCCAGAGGAUUCUGGGCAGUUCCUGUGUAGCCGUUGUGCAUCUGGAGCGUCUGAGGAUCAAACUUGACCCCGGACAGUCAGUUGCCCUGUCAAUGGUACCACCACUGGUGUCUUUGGUGUCACUGUUACGCCAACCACACUCAGAGUUGCUGACUGAGGACUCUGCGGCGCCUCUGCCGGCAGUCAUUACCCCAGAGGAGCAUGUCCAACAGACAGGGUCCAGUCUGGAUUUCCAGCAGAGUUCAGCAAACAGAGAAGAGUCAUCUGGAUCAGAACCAGGGGCCUCAGGGAUGGAGCCAACACAAAUACACAGGCUCCUCUGGACUGAACCACCACACCCUCAGGAGAGACCUGCACCCCCAUCGCCCCCUAUAGGAAAAGCACCAGAAUCAGAUCAAGUUCUCGACUUGGAGUCUGAAUCUGAGUCUGAAUUGGUUCCAGGUCUGAAAUCUGGCUCAGAUUCACUGGAAAUGGAAUCAGACCUGGAGCCAAAGUCAGAACUGAAUCUGUCAAUGGAGUUAGAUCCAAAGUCAGAAUCAGAAACAAAGCUGGAAUCAGAUUGGGAGCCUGCAGAUGGGGAGGACAGUGAGGGGGGUCAUGUGGGGCAGUGCUCACCUAUCGAUGGGUCUAUAGUGUCCCAGGAGCAGCCUGAGAACGAGAAAGGGGCAGCAGGGAUGCAAAGUGAGGAUUUCUGUGCGGUGUGCUUCAAUGGGGGCGACUUGCUAUGCUGCGAUGGCUGCCCUAAGGUCUACCAUCUCUCCUGCCACAUACCACCCCUCCGAAGCUCCCCGCUGGGCGACUGGGUGUGCACAUUGUGCCGGAGUGACCAAGACCCUGUGGUGGGGUAUGACUGUGAGACCAUACAUCCCUCGACAGACCACCAGGGGGCAGGCACACCAUACACACUGUCCAGCCUGGACCAAAGAAGGUGUGAGAAGCUGACUCUUCUGUUGUCCAGCCACGUCCUCAGUGCCCCAUUCCAGGAGCCUGUCAGCCCACUGGCUCGUCAUUACUACCAGAUCAUUAAGAGGCCGAUGGACCUAUCAGUGAUCAGAAGGAAGCUGGACCAGAGGAACACUCUUCACUACUUCACAGCCCAGCAGUUUGUGGACGACGUCCUUCUCAUGUUCAGGAACUGUGCAACUUUCAAUUACCCAGACUCUGAGGUCGCCAACGCAGGUCGUAACCUGGAGGUGUUCUUCCUGUCCAAGCUGAGGGAGGUGUUUCACAGCCAAGCAUUCCCCACGCUGACCCAGGACAGAGCGAACAGGAACAGUCUCGCUUGGCUGAACAGGAAAAGGAGGGACUACCACAGGAAGAAGAAACGAGGUCACUUCCUUGACUUCUGAAGUGGUCUGGUGUAAUGUUGUAUGGUGGCAAAACAUCUCACAUAGUUGUAUAUUUUGAAUAUUAAUUAAACCUUAGUCUGGCUAUAUCUAAAUUCAUUAUUUUAUAAUCAAGGAAUGUAGACAUAUGGGAACGUUUUAUUCAUAAUUUGUGUUUUACAGUCUUGUCAAAUUUUGAAGCGAUUAAAUGUCUUUAUUAAACAUUUAGGGGCCAAUUGAAUCCAUCGAUGGCCACCAGAUUAUCGCCAUCUGAUCUUUUGUUAAACCAUCAAUACUGCUAAAAUCACGCACACAGUGAUCUUAAUUGCAACCAUUAUUGGCCACCGAUUUACUGCUCCGUGAAGCGGAUGUCGGAGUUUAGUCUUAGUCCUGAUUGCUGCCAUCAUUUUUCAAGACUAUUUCACCUUCUGCUGGUGUUAUCAUCGGAACAAUUGAAUCCUGCUAUUAUAGCAAUUUAUAUAUUUGACAAUCAUUCCGUACAACUGAAAUAAACUAUUCAAUUUCCUUGUUUACCACUUGGUUGAAGAUGGGAAGGUUACGACAACGGUGUCACAAUAAUGUAAAGGUUCUACCACUCUGAAUCAACCAUGGGACCAGCUCAAGAGUUGUAGCUAAGCUGCCUAGGCAGCAAAAAGACCACAACCAUCUAGCCAGCUAGCUAACGUUAGCAUAUAAGAUAAGUGGCGUGUGUUCAUGGAUGCCAAGGGAAGCCAGGUUUCCCCCAAAAAUGUACAAAACA
This is a messenger RNA of Salmo salar (Atlantic salmon), 2877 nucleotides long. RefSeq lists its product as uncharacterized. Gene Ontology annotation, molecular function: protein binding. The record is from RefSeq and is a predicted model, not a curated record. Gene Ontology annotation, cellular component: chromatin. Lineage: Eukaryota; Metazoa; Chordata; Actinopteri; Salmoniformes; Salmonidae.